AUGGCUGAAGCUAAAUUAAAAUCAAAAUUAAAGGUGAAAAAAUCCGAGCAAGUAAAUGAAUCGGUGAAAUCGAUUGGGGAUAUAGUCUCUCCUAGGCUACCUAAAGUUACAAUUCCAUCGUUUGAUAGCAACCCGUUAAGAUGGCCUAUAUUUUAUGCUACUUUCAAAUCAUUGGUGCAUGAAAACAUAAAAUUGGAUAGUAUUUCCAAAUUACAUUAUUUAUUAGGAAGUUUAACUCACAAUGCACUCGCUUUAUGUAGUGGGGUACCUCCUACACCUGAAAAUUAUUCAAUUAUGUGGGAUUCAUUAAUUGAUAAAUAUCAAGAUUCACGGCAGAUAGCCUUUGUGUAUUUGGAUCAAAUUUUGAAAUUCAAACCCUUUUUAGUGGAAAGUGGUCAAAAUUUAAACUUAUUUGUUGAAAAAUUUGAUAGUGCCGUUAACGCUUUAAAGGAAGUAAAGGUGGGAGAGUUAUCCGAUUUUAUUUUAAUGACAAUUGCCUUACAAAAAUUAGAUGUGCAUACACAGAAGUUAUUUGAACAGUCAUUGGCUAAAGGGGUCAUUCCCACUUACAAUGAACUUUCCGUUUUUAUCAAAACCCAAGCGAAAAUACUGAGUCGAACUAGUGGUUCAGCUAAUUCCAGUAAGCAAGCAAAUUCUAAGGCGGUGAUGCAUUCUUUUGCUAUUAGUGCCGAUUCAAAUUCAUCCGAUGUUAUGAGUAAUAAUACGUAUGAGAAAUUAAUUUGUCCAAAAUGUAAGGGAGAUCACACAUUAUUCAAGUGUCAUAAAUUUAUGUCUUUAACGCCUACGGAACGAGUCCAUGUGGUUAAAGCACAUAAUUUAUGUUUCAACUGUUUGCAUUCCAAUCACGGUGUAAAGAAUUGUAGUUCAAACUCGAGCUGUCGUAAAUGUUCAAAACGCCAUCAUACGCUUUUACAUUUUCAUCAUAAGUCAGAUGCCAAUGGUAAAGAUAAUUCAGAAGUUUUAAAGGGUAAUCCCUCCACAUCGAGUGUGUCAGUUGAAUCCAAGCCAUCUCCUCCGGUGAGUUUGUGUUCGACAUCAGAAUUAGUGCAAUCGAAAUAUACUGUAUUAUUGGCUACAGCUCAAGUACAUGUUGCAUCUCAUUUUGGAGAAAAUUUUUUAUUUAGAUUUUUGAUUGACAGUGCAAGUCAAUGCAAUUUCAUAACUCAGAGGUGUUGUCAAAGACUCAAGUUACCAGUGAAUCGAGCAUGUCUGACCGUGUCAGGAAUUGGUGUUUCCGAAAAACGCGUCAACGGACAAGCUCAAUUAAACUUUUAUAGUAAAUAUGAUAUUCACAAUAAAUACACGAUGGAUGUUUUAAUAGUUGAUAAAAUUACGGAUCAGUUGCCAACCUGUGUGAUUGAUAGUGAAGUGUGUGAUACAUUUAAAAAUUUGCGUUUGGCAGAUGAUGAAUUUUAUCGACCGAGUGAGAUUGAUGGAAUGAUAGGCGCCGAGUUAGUGCCCUACAUUCUGAAGGGACUUCGAAUCACAGGUCCGGAUUCGCCAGUCGCCCUUGAUUCGACGUUAGGUUUCAUUAUUAUGGGUAAAGCGAAAGCUGAAGUCACUAAUAACAUUAUUCAAUCUUAUUGUUGUGUUAACUCUCCCCUUAAUAUGGAUCAACUCAUCCAACAAUUUUGGGAUAUAGAGGAAGUGCCAAACUCUACCGUGUUAAACGCAGACGAUUUAGAGUGCGAAAAAUUAUUUGCGGCGUCUGUUAAGCGAGACGUAAGUGGUCGAUAUGAGGUAGCUUUACCAUUUAAAAGGAUUUUUUCUGAUUUAGGAGACUCUUAUACUUCUGCUUUAAGACGAUUCCAAAACUUAGAAAAACGAUUCGCCUCUAUGCCUUUGUUUAAAAAACAAUAUAUGGAAGUUAUACGUGACUAUUUCGACCAAGGUCAUCUGAAGACCAUAAGUGGUCUACAUCCUAAAUCAUGUGGCUACUUUAUUCCUCAUCACGGGGUUUUUAAGGCUAGCUCCAGUUCUACACCAUUACGAGUGGUUUUCGAUGCGUCCGCGAAAACCGAUAAUGGAAUAUCUUUAAACGAUGCUUUAUAUAUCGGUCCGAAAUUACAAACUGAUAUUUUUGACAUUCUACUUAAUUUUCGUUUAUUUCAAUUUGCUAUGACAUCAGAUGUGAAACAGAUGUUUUCUGCUGAAGAACCUAUUCAAAUUUGCCAAUUAACCACGGUUGCCUUUGGGGUUAAGAGUUCUCCCUACUUAGCUUUACGCACUUUACGCCAAUUAGCUAACGAUGAAGCGAAAAAAUUUCCUUUAGCGUCCGAGAUAAUAUUACGUGAUAUCUAUAUCGAUGACAUAAUUUGUUCUGUGGCCGAAAAGUCGAUCGCGCAUAACAUUUAUCGUGAAUUUGUCGGUUUAUUCCGAGCAGGAGGCAUGGAACUAGUAAAAUGGGCGACUAAUUUACGUGAGUUAUCUGAUGAAAUUCCUGAUCAUGCUCGUUCAAAUCAAAUUUUGGAAUUCCCUACGGAGUUUUUGAAGGAUAACAUUAUUCGGGUAGGAGGUCGUUUAGUCAAUGCGGUGAUUGCUUACGACCAACAACAUCCCAUGCUACUCCCCAAAAGAGAUCAUUUUGUUGAUUUAUUAAUCGAUUAUAAUCAUCGAUUCAAUUUACAUGCCCGACCUCAUUUAUUAUUGUCCGUAUUGCGUCAAAAAUAUUGGAUUUUAGCCGCGAGAGGAACGGUCCGUGUUCGUGUACAAAAGUGUAAUACUUGUUUUAAAACUAAACCUCGUUCACACGCACCAAUUAUGGCUGAUUUACCCAGUGUCAGAGUAUCUCAAGCUAAGGCAUUUACUUAUACCGGUGUCGAUUAUGGUGGCCCAUUCUAUAUAACGUUAAGUAGGCAUCGUGGAGUACGAUCCCAAAAGGCUUACAUCUGUCUUUUUACAUGUUUGACAACCCGAGCGGUUCAUUUAGAAUUGGCAUCAGAUUUAAGUACGGAUGUUUUUUUAGCUGCGUUCAAGCGUUUUCUAUCUAGACGUGGGCCGUGUUCUACAAUUUAUUCUGACUCAGGUACAAAUUUUAUUGGUGCUAAACGAUAUUUAAAUGAGUUGUAUGAAUUUGUUCAAUCUAAUCUCUACCAAUCAGCUGUAAAUUCAGAGUUGUCUUGUCGACGUAUCAUUUGGCGAUUGAAUCCACCCACUGGGAGCCAUUUCGGGGGAGCUUGGGAGAGUAUGAUAUAA
Molecule: messenger RNA, 3216 nt
Organism: Chrysoperla carnea
Lineage: Eukaryota; Metazoa; Arthropoda; Insecta; Neuroptera; Chrysopidae
Exons: 4
Coding region: 1-3216 (1071 amino acids)
Molecular function (GO): nucleic acid binding
Source: RefSeq, a predicted model, not a curated record